AUGGUACAGCUAGAAAGACACCAGUCUUACCCUAACUUUAUUCAAAGUCUCUGUCUUUCUGUAGAAAUCUGGGAAAAUAAUUUGAAUCUAAAGAGAAAAAAGAAGAAAAGCAAAAUCGAAGUGAAGGUGUGGGAUCAAAGAGCAAUUUUCUUUUCUUUAUUGGUAGAAAGUGUGAAGCUUUUUGAUUUAGUGAGAAGUGUUAAUGGCGGGUUACAGAGCUGAUGAUGAUUAUGAUUACCUAUUCAAGGUGGUUCUGAUCGGUGAUUCAGGUGUUGGAAAGUCCAAUUUGCUUUCUCGAUUCACCAGGAAUGAGUUUAGUCUCGAGUCUAAAUCAACGAUCGGGGUUGAGUUCGCGACUCGUAGCUUGAAUGUUAAUGAAAAAGUUAUCAAAGCCCAGAUUUGGGAUACUGCUGGUCAAGAAAGAUACCGAGCAAUCACUAGUGCUUACUACCGAGGAGCUGUUGGGGCGCUUCUUGUCUACGAUGUAACCCGACACUCAACAUUUGAAAACGUUGAGAGAUGGCUAAGGGAACUCCGUGACCAUACUGACCCAAACAUAGUUGUGAUGCUUGUGGGAAACAAAUCCGAUCUUCGCCAUCUUGUGGCGGUCCAAACCGAAGAUGCAAAAUCUUUUGCAGAAAAUGAAUCACUCUACUUCAUGGAAACCUCAGCUCUUGAAUCUACUAAUGUUGAGAACGCGUUUUCUGAAGUACUCACUCAGAUUUACCAUGUUGUGAGCAAGAAAGCAAUGGAGGCUGGUCAAGAUUCGGGUAAUGUUCCUUCGAAAGGAGAAAAGAUCGAUGUUGAUGUCUCCGCUGUGAAGAAAACCGGUUGCUGCUCCAACUAAAAGACUACAGAUUGAGGAAUUUGGUCUGUGUCCUCAAAGCUGCAAUCGGUUUUUAAAUUUUACAUUCAAUUUUUUUUUUGAAGAUGUUUGCCUUUUUUUUUUUAGGAAACAAUCUAUGUUAUGCUUUGUUUUGCUUGCUUGAAAAUUGCUUAGGUUUGGUCUGAUUCUGUACCGGUCAAGGGAUUUUGUAAUUCAAUCCGCAAAUAUCUCUAAACCAAUAUUUAUUGUGCUAA
Arabidopsis lyrata subsp. lyrata is the source of this 1080-nucleotide messenger RNA. Its product is annotated as ras-related protein RABA1d. Gene Ontology annotation, cellular component: endosome. The record is from RefSeq and is a predicted model, not a curated record. Gene Ontology annotation, molecular function: GTP binding; GTPase activity. Lineage: Eukaryota; Viridiplantae; Streptophyta; Magnoliopsida; Brassicales; Brassicaceae. The transcript has 2 exons. Bases 203 to 847 code for a protein of 214 amino acids.